UUUAUCUUGGGGCGCCUGUGUGGUGGCCAUGUACCAAUGUCCUGGGUACGAGUAAACACUAAAAAACCCGCUAUUUUGAAACACAGGAGCAAUACAAAAUCAUUCUUAUUUUGCACCGAGUUACACUUGUCAAAGACCUUGGUCAGAGUCAAAAAGAUGAAAAACGUCUGGGGGAGAUGUCAGAUCGUAUCACAAACCUUGUCCAAGAGAUUUACACCCUUAACUAUGACAGCAAGGAAAAUAAUGCUACUCUCAUACACAUCCACACAUGUGCGGUAUCACUUUGGAACCUGACAGUGGCUAUGAAGACAGGAGGGAAGACAAAGAGUGAUCUGAAUGCAAGAUUGCGGCAUGCAGCCUGCAAUCUCUACGCAAUGGCAAAUGCAUCCAGUGCAACAGAAUCAACCUUUCGUAAGCAACUGGUGAUGAUUUCAAAGACAGGGCGAGCAUGGCUUGACUGUGAAAAUCCUUCCAUGGCCGAAAGCUCCCUUACAAUGGCAAACGAGUGCUGGGACAACUUGCAAAAGCUGUGGUCGUCAUCUGGAGCACUUUCUGAAGACUGUGGGAGACAGCAGGCGGAAAGUUAUGGCUACAUGUUCAGGGUGUUCAGUGACAUGGCUGAAGCUGCUAUGUCUCUUGGAAACAAUAACAGUGCUCUUGAAUGUAUUGAAAAAGCAAAAGCUUUUCUUGUGAAACUUCCCAAAGAGAAUGCAACAUUGUCUCGUCUGUGCUACAACUUUGGUGUUACGACUUACAACAGGAGGGAAUAUGAAGAUUGCAUUGAGUGGCUAAGGGAAAGUUUGGAACUUGGUAAGGGAAAGGCUCCUGUUGGACACAAAAAGCAGGCUACCACACUUCGUCUGAUAGCUAAUGCUUAUCUCAAGUGGGAUAGUAAAGAGCAUCUACAGAAGGCCCUAAAUGCUGUUGGUCUCGCCAAUGCUGAACACCCUCAUCCCGCUGGUCAUUAUCUCAAAAUUGAGCUACUGCUGCUAUCAGACAACACUCCAAUGGCGCGAUUACAAUCAGCAUUUGAAGAGGCGUUGAAUCUUCCAGACCUAACAGCACAAAUUGGAUUAAGCUUGGCACAGUUGGCGACAAGAUACAAAAGGACGGACUUGGCACUCAACUGUCUUCAGACUCUUGCUACCAGAUUCAAGAACUCUCCCGACCUUGCUAAGAUACAGCUUCAACAUGUGGAACUUUUACUACAGAAUAACCAGGACCAGGAGGCAAAAGACCUGGUCGAAGAUUGUAUAACUGGUCACAACACUGGUCAGCAACUCAGCCCUGACAUAUGCAAGAUGUUCCAUCUUCUACUAUGGGAGAAAGCUGCUAAUUUGUAUGAGGCAAAAGAAUACCAGGAAGCUAUCAACUGGUACAACUACUCCCUAAGUCUAUUCAACUCCGAGGACACUUCUACUAACAAGAACGUCGCCAAACUGCUAAGAAACAAGUGCUCCUGCUACACAAUGCUACAGGAUUUGAAAAAUGCGAGUAAAGCGGCUGCCGAGGCACAGCGUAUAGAGCCAAAUUCCCCUAUUGUUCACUUCUUCCAGUUCAAGAUAGCACUGAUGGAAGGCGAUGAUAAUAAAGCUAUGGAAGCAAUAAAACAGAUCAGUCAGUCACAGGCCAAUGACCAUGACAACAAUGACGUCACUACUGAUGAGGAUGACGCACACGGUCUUAUAUGUUUGGCAGCGCAGCUUUCGCUAGAGCAAAACAAUCGUAGUGUUGCGGUCAAGGCCCUUGAUGGCAUAUUAGAAACUUCUGCGUCAAACAAGCAAGUUAUCACAGCACUCAGGUGUCUCAUUCGACUCAAACUCACGAUCAGCGAGACUGACGUAAAGGGUGAUGUAAACGGGAUCAUGCCCUACCUAAAAAAAGCGUUGGAGUGCGUCAACAAAAUGGCGGCUCUCGGCCCAUUAGCAGACGUGCAGGCCGAGGCCACGUGGUUCAUGAAAAUCGCUUGGAACAUGGCACUGGACAGUUCGGAGUCCAGUUCCGAUCUGCGAGAGUUCUUCCUCAUUUGCUACAAGUUUGCCGACUUGUGCGCUAUUGACGCCGCGAACAUGUCCCGUCAGAAGAACUGCCUUCUAAUGGCUGCUGCAGCUUCGUUACAGAUUGCCAAAGAGACUUCAAACGAAACAGAAAAGAAAGAAGCUUUGUCUGAGACCUUGACUCACGUACAGAACUGCCGCGAUCUCUGUAAGAGGAUAAACGGCACACACUCCAUACAGGGAAACAAGGACAAGAAAGAUGACUCUAUUAUACUGCUGAUCCUGUACGAGUUUGAAGCCAAAGCCAAGCUUGGCGAGGGCGACGCGAGCCUGGAGUCAUGCCUUCAUAAGCUUAUCGCGCUGCCGUUCUGUGAGGCGAAAACCUUCGAGACUGUCGCAGCUUUGGCUGUCGAGCAGCCCGCAUUUUAUCGCGAAGUGAGUGUGAAGGCCUUAAAACUCGCGAUCAAGAAACAUAGGACAGCAGAGCCAGUCGACCUUAUAGCACUAAGUAAAGUGUUCCAUAGUCUGGCCGAGCUUGCACUGGGUCGAGGUAGCAGUAGGGACGCUGAAAGCAAGGAGGAGGCCUGGACACUAUACCAAGAGAUCAUCGAGUUUGUGGAAUCUACCGAUAAGGGCUCUUAUCCUGAGAUGGAGCUUAUCUGGCUAAUGACAAAGGCGUGGAACUGUGGAAUAAAUCUGUUUAGCUCCGGACGGUUUGAUGCAUCUGAGAAGUGGUGCGCAACGGCGAUGAGGCUUCUUCAGCGGCUUGUGGGGUUCAAAACAAACUACGAAUCAAAGAUGACGUCUGUCUACUCUGAUAUCCUUGAUCGUAUCUCUCGCGCUGCAGCACAAGCUACCGUUGAGGAGUAGUACUAGAGUUCGCCUUAAAAUUGGACUUAUCGAGGGAAAGUAUUGAUAUUAUCUCACGCCUUUGUGAAAGGGGACUCUUCAAAUUUGGUUUAUCGAGGGUCCGUUUUGUGAAAAAAGGUAUCCUGCAUGCGAGUCAGUUUGACUUAUCGAGGUUCAACAUUGAUAUUUCCUUGCGCAUUUGUUAAAGGGAAUCCUCCAUGUUUGGCUUAUCGAGGACCCUUUCUGUGUGAGUAGGUCCCGCAUCAGAGUAAGGUAGACUUAUUGAGGGUAAUCACUGACAUCGUCUCACGCUUUUAGUGAUAGGGGGCUCUGUUCUGGGUUGAAUACCCUAUUGAACCUUUAUAUAAACGUUUAAUUUUUCCUCAAUAGGAAAAAUAAUCAAUAUGGCUUUCACCAAAGCCAGUUCACUGAUUAGUUACUAGAUCUAGUCACUAGAUUUUUUAAAAAAAAUUGGGUUCGCUCAUAGAUCUUCUACAUUCGCCGUGAGUUUUCUCAGAUUUGUCGUAGAAAAUUUGGCUGAACUCUGUGAUAUACUGCGUCUAGUUUAGAACAGACUCUGAAAGGUCGACCCUCAUCCAUUCAAAAUAUAUAUCAUGCUUUAUAUAAUAAUAAUUUGAGAAUAUACUAGCUUACUAUUCUCUUCUGCUCAAAUCCGCCAAAAAAUUGCUUUUCUAAGCAGUUUUAGUCGCUUUGAAUUCUUAACUAUAAUAAUUAUUUACAAUGAUAAAAUUUACACUUGUGCUAACUCAGGUAGCCAGAGCGAAUGUUGGAUAGUGUUUUUUUAUUGUUCAACUUGCUAAUGCGUAGGAAAGCUCUAGUUUCAUAAAUUCACAGCGGGACUCCGCACCUCAAUUUGUAAACAACAAGGCAGUAAAAAAACGACCAUUUGAUAUCUGGAGGGGAGGAGACGGAUUUUUACCUGUUCGAUAAUUUUUCGCGGCCAAUUGAUUUAAAAUUUCACCGUGCCCAAUUUUAUCAAAGGCUUUAGCUUGCUAUAAUUUGACAAUAAAACUGAAUGGGGGAUUUUAUAACGAACCAACUAUACAGAAUUUAGUCUCUAAAUACACGGAACGAUGAUAAGCGGGUGCCCUUAAGCUCAGCUUUUCAGGUAAUGUUAUAACAUGUAUCUUAAAAUUUCUAUUGUAUUAUCUUUUGUACCUAAGCCCUGAAUUAUUGAUGAUUGGUUGCCAUCCUUACAAAAAUGUCAUUCUGCUGUAAGUGUCAUAAGAAAUGGUAAUUAACAUAAAAAAAUAUUUUGACGGAA
Nematostella vectensis (starlet sea anemone) is the source of this 4131-nucleotide messenger RNA. RefSeq names its product testis-expressed protein 11. The transcript has 33 exons. Bases 177 to 2867 code for a protein of 896 amino acids. Gene Ontology annotation, molecular function: protein binding. NCBI's taxonomy places the organism in Eukaryota, Metazoa, Cnidaria, Anthozoa, Actiniaria, Edwardsiidae. Gene Ontology annotation, biological process: meiotic cell cycle. The record is from RefSeq and is a predicted model, not a curated record.